UGUCAUCAUUUAAUGGCCAUGUACAUUUGUAACUGUCAUUAUCACUAUAAAACAAACAUCAAAUUUGUUCGUCGGAAAUUACAAAGGAAACUAGCAGGAAACACCAGGUGAAAAUUGUGUAUUCGCUUUGAUCAAGAUUUAUUAAGACUGGUCAGGUUAACAGGAAUACAAACGACUGAUGUUUUUGUAAUUUUAAAUUUCUGCAAGUGAUGAGAUAAGCUUAAACCGCUAACCCAUCGAUUUAUACUUUUCGAUGUAAGGCGAAACUUUAAAGGUGAAGCUAAGGUAAAUAUUUCGAUACUCUUCUCGGGCUUAUCGCCUCACCUAUCUCUCCUUUAGUAUGGCAAAUAUUGUAACACCAGUCGAUAUAAGGGGAUUGAUAUAGCAGGUAUUGCUGUUUGCCUCAUUACAGGGAAAACACAUACCUUGACUCGGGGAGGUCAUUGGAGAAAUGAAUUCAACUAAACGCCUGAUACCAUUGGCAUGUUAUCUACUGUUCCUUUUAACAAACGCAGUGGACGCCGAAAACGAUAAUGCAAUUGGCUUCACAGUUGGUGGACCAGCAACGGAAGGAGACGGAUCCAGUUCGAGGGCAGGAGGUUUUGGAGGAUUUGGAACGGACGCCUUAUGUGCUCUUUGUAUACGAAUCGGAAAUUACCAGUGUUAUUUGAGAUAUUGUUCCAGCGGUCGCGGAGGGACAGGUGGGAUGGGAAACAGAGGUGGAAGUUACGAAGGAGGAGGAGGAGGAGGUGGAGGAGGAGGAGGAAGAGAUAUUUUUCCCCCGGUACCAUGGAAUCCGACAUGUGCUAUGUGUAUGACCGCCGCCUGCAGAAGACUGUGGUGUGCAAGUGGUCGUGCAGGCACGGGCAAUGUUUUUUAUCCGGGGGGUAAUAAUUUUAUCGGAAACGGUUAUGGAACCAGAGGUGGUUUUGCGCCGAGUGCAUACUACCCUAAUAAUUACGGUGUUUCGUCUGGAUAUAUGAACAGAGUAAUUGUGUCAAAAUACAAGAAGUAGCACACAUAUGGUAAGAUUUAUUAAAUGGGAAAUAAAACAGAAAUUACAAAGUAA
Molecule: messenger RNA, 1069 nt
Organism: Mizuhopecten yessoensis (Yesso scallop)
Lineage: Eukaryota; Metazoa; Mollusca; Bivalvia; Pectinida; Pectinidae
Exons: 3
Coding region: 452-1015 (187 amino acids)
Source: RefSeq, a predicted model, not a curated record